UGUAAUAUUAAUAUGAUUAGAUCCAUUCAUAUAACAUACACAUCAUCCCCCCAAACUGUUCCCUGUCUUUUAGCAGUGUGUCAGAGCAGUGUGUAAUAUUAAUAUGAUUAGAUCCAUUCAUAUAACAUACACAUCAUCCCCCCAAACUGUUCCCUGUCUUUUAGCAGUGUGUCAGAACAGUGUGUAAUAUUAAUAUGAUUAGAUCCAUUCAUAUAACAUACACAUCAUCCCCCCAAACUGUUCCCUGUCUUUUAGCAGUGUGUCAGAACAGUGUGUACUGUUGAAGUCAUCUGAUUUCUUCAAAUCCACCAUACUUACAUUUUCAUUGUACAACAUGUCACUUAAAGUGUAGCCUGCUUUUACUAACAUUGAAUCCUUUGAAGAAUAAUGUACUCUUCAUUGAGCUCAAAAUUCUCAGUGGACAAACACCUAAAAUGUGGGUACAUAUAAUGGCUAGGCAGGCGCGUAUAGUUCAACACACACAGUCAACGUCAACGUGACCUUAAUAUCCCAUACGUUUCUAUACCGAGUGACUGCAAACAAGGGACAAACAAGCCUUUUGUGGGUCAGAAUGGAGAAGUGGGCAGGUGAUGGAGACAGUGAUAUCCCAGUUCUCAGUGAAAGGGGGAAGUCACCCGUCGACUAGUGAUACUGAACAAGAACUAAUAACAGGAUUUAGUAUAAGUGUUAACUUCUGAAACGAUGUCAACGGACAGGCAACAGCUGCUUUUCGAGGGCUUCUUGAAGAAAAGGAAAGAUACAAUGAAAAUGAAGUGGUCAACCUAUUGGUUCAGGCUCCAAAACACAACAUUAUUCUUCUACACUAAGAAACAUGGGAGUGCUUCACACCUAAGAGGCCUGUACUACAUCUACACUGUCCAGUCUGUGCGUGAGAUCCAGAGGGAGAAGCGGAAGCACUACGUGUUUGAAAUCACCAUGAAGAAUGGGAAGAGGAAAGUACUGGCUGCAGAGACAGGUGAUCUGAGGAGGGAGUGGAUUGGCCAGCUGUGGAGGGCCAUGCAUCUCUCAGGCCCAGGGGGCACAGACCCAGGCUGCAUACGACAGCAGGAUGUGAGGUCUGAUGACCUGAAGGUCAGAGGUUACUUCAGCACCUAUAACAGCUCAGAAUGUGACAGCAUGGCGGAACCACUGGGGGUUCAUCGACCCCUCUCUGCACCCCUCAACCCCUCCACCCCUGACCAAGACCUGGACCAGGGGGACAGGAGUACCCACUGCCUCUCUAGCCCCCUCACCCCUGACCAAAAUCUGGGGCACAGGGCUACCCUCUCUCUCUCCCUCACUGACGAGCUCAGUAGUGAGGAAGCCAUAUGCCAGAACACCAUCUCACAUUAUGGAGAGGAGGAUGAGGACAGUGUCCAUAGAUUUAGAAGGAAAUGUGAGGAGGAGAGAGAUGAAGAAGAGGAGGAAGAGUGUAAGGAGGAAGAGGAUCAGUAUGACUUUCUACCAGCCCCCCGGAACUCUGAGUAUCACAUCAACCAAUCAGAUGAAGACUUGACUGAUGGAGAGGACCUCUAUGACUUCCCACUGUCCAAUAAGAGGGCAAGUGACCGCCAAGAUUAUAGCGAGAUGACAGAGAGCAUCUAUGACGUCCCCAGUUCCCUAAUGAGGAGAAUGUCUGAACACACACUUGCAGAGCCUUACCCUGGAGGUGAGAUACUGGUGGAGGACAGGGGCCUCCUGGAUGACAUGAUGGCCAGUCUGGAUGGAGGGACGGUGGGCUGGAUAACAGGUGCUUCAACUGGCUCUGUGGAGCCCUAUGGGCUGGCUCAUCAUGGCUCUUAGGACUGGUAUAUAGUAUAGACUCUGGAUAAUAUAGACUGAAUGAGUUUUCCUCAUUCAAAUUGUUCUAUAAAGCUUGACGCAUUCUGUUCGAGAUUUAAAUAUGUUUACAUUUUAUGAAAAAAAUCUCAUUUGUUAUGAUAUUCUAUUCUAUUGACUUCUCUUUUAAUACAAUCUACUGUCAAGGAAAUACCAUAUUAAAUAACCAACUUUAUACUGUCAAAGUGUUCCACUUAGUAUAUAAUGUGAGGAGAGAGGUACUAUAGUAUUCAGGCAGACCCUAUCCUUCUUUUUUAGGAAGUAGAUCAGCUUUAAUACAUUGUGGCUUCUAAGAAUGUA
Salvelinus fontinalis (brook trout) is the source of this 2139-nucleotide messenger RNA. RefSeq lists its product as uncharacterized. NCBI's taxonomy places the organism in Eukaryota, Metazoa, Chordata, Actinopteri, Salmoniformes, Salmonidae. The transcript has 10 exons. Bases 703 to 1803 code for a protein of 366 amino acids. The record is from RefSeq and is a predicted model, not a curated record. Gene Ontology annotation, cellular component: trans-Golgi network; recycling endosome; early endosome. Gene Ontology annotation, biological process: endosome organization; retrograde transport, endosome to Golgi; receptor recycling.